ACAGUCCGGACAUUGCUGAGGCCCCCCUGGCAUGGCUCUCUCACUCCUACGAAAAUGGAGACUUGUAUCUCCGACUUCACUCUUCGCUGCUCGAAGUUUCAGAUCAAACGCAGCUCUCCAAGCCCUAACCAAAGCAUCCGAAGAAAGAACGCCAAACAUCGUCCUCUACAACUACCCAUCUUUCUCCGGAGCAUUCUCAGCUCUCUUCGCUCACCUCUUUCACUCUCAUCUCAAUCUCCCCUGUCUUAUCUUACCUUUCUCCUCCGUCGAACCACUCAGGAUUGAAGACUUGUGUAUUGAAGGGCUUAAGAAAUGCUACUUUCUUGAUUUUCUUGGUCCUAAAGGAUUUGCGGUGGAGCUUUCUCGGCGAACGAUGUGCGAGGCAAUAGGAUUUGAUCAUCGGAAAUCCGUGCUUUCAAAAGUUCCCUCCAAAGGAGAUUAUAACGAGAAUUGCACUUUCCAUGUUAAUCUUGAGAAGAGUAGCUCUACUGCUGUAUAUGAAUAUUUCUCAGCUAGCCUUCUACAGAUGAAAUCUAAUUGUGAGGGGGCCACAAGUCUACUAAACCCCAAAGACAGAGAUCGUGUCGAAAUGGUUCUAAAGUACAUUGAAGAUGGAAAUCUUCGUCAUUGGAGCUUACCAGACAUCAAAGCAUUCAAUGUAGGGCUUGGUGAAUGGCGUUCAAAGAUCAAUUGUGUCACUAAUCCUCACAUAUACAAACAGUUGCUGGAGAUAAGCUCUGUGGAUUUAAUUUCCAAGGGGAACUCUUAUUUUUCUAGUCGCCAAAAUGAUGCAAAAAAAUUUCUGGACAAGGUGUUUAAAGUUCAGCUGGGUAGAGGCUUUUAUGGGGAGUGUCUGGGCGUCAGAGCUGAUGGGAGUUCCAAUUUAAGCGAUGAAAUUGGCAAGGAACUUAGCAGAAAGAGUGCUGCUGCUGGGCUAAGGCCUAUAGGAGCAGUUGUUUACAUGCAACGGAAAAAUCUUAAAAUGUGCUUGAGGAGUACAGAUAGUUCUACCGACACUUCUGAAGUUGCAAAGGCAUAUGGCGGAGGAGGUUGCCCAAGUUCUAGUUCAUUUAUAAUAAGGAUGGAUGAGUAUAAUCACUGGAGGUCACUGCAUUCCUCAUGA
Molecule: messenger RNA, 1123 nt
Organism: Ilex paraguariensis (yerba mate)
Lineage: Eukaryota; Viridiplantae; Streptophyta; Magnoliopsida; Aquifoliales; Aquifoliaceae
Source: the annotation of a GenBank genome assembly